AUGAGCGAAAGCAGCAAUACCUUCGAACCAGGCCUCUACCUCCCUGGCGGCCACAACACCGACCCUCCUCUCCCCCUCUCCUCCCCAACCACCAACUACCGCCUCAACCACGUCAUGCUGCGCACUCGUGACCCCAAACGCACCCUCCACUUCUACCUCGACCUCAUGGGCAUGCGCACGGUUUUCACCAUGAACACCGGUCCAUUCACCAUCUACUACCUCGGAUACCCCGCUACCGCAGACGACCGCGCAAACCUCCCUGCUUGGGCAGCCCGCAUUGCCGACAUCCCUGUACUAACCCAAACCCUUGGACUAUUGGAAUUCUAUCAUGUCCACGGCAUGGAGAAUCCCGAUAACGGGUUCAAGGUUUCCACUGGAAAUGAUCCCCCGAAUCUAGGUUUGGGACAUCUGGGAUUCACGGUCCCGGAUGUCAGUGAUGCCUUGGAGAGGUUGAGGAGUGAGGGGGUACGAGUGUUUAAAGAGUUGGGGGAUGUUUCGAGGGAGAGUGUCCCCCUGAGUCACUGGGAGGAAAGUAGGGGGAUCGGGAAGGGGCAGGUGCAUGAGAGGUUUGCGGAGAUUUAUGGGCAGGUUGCGGUUGUGCUUGAUCCGGAUGGGUAUAUGGUUGAAUUAGUGCCUCAGGAUAUGGUCUUUUGA
Molecule: messenger RNA, 654 nt
Organism: Aspergillus ibericus CBS 121593
Lineage: Eukaryota; Fungi; Ascomycota; Eurotiomycetes; Eurotiales; Aspergillaceae
Product: putative lactoylglutathione lyase (Glo1)
Exons: 2
Coding region: 1-654 (217 amino acids)
Source: RefSeq, a predicted model, not a curated record